Molecule: messenger RNA, 2489 nt
Organism: Lemur catta (Ring-tailed lemur)
Lineage: Eukaryota; Metazoa; Chordata; Mammalia; Primates; Lemuridae
Gene: TFDP1
Product: transcription factor Dp-1
Exons: 12
Coding region: 243-1472 (409 amino acids)
Biological process (GO): regulation of transcription by RNA polymerase II; regulation of cell cycle
Cellular component (GO): nucleus; transcription regulator complex
Molecular function (GO): DNA-binding transcription factor activity, RNA polymerase II-specific; RNA polymerase II transcription regulatory region sequence-specific DNA binding
Source: RefSeq, a predicted model, not a curated record
CAGCGCUGGCGGGAGGAGCAGAAGCCCGCGGAGCCGGUGGUGGAGGAGGAGGAGGAGGAGGAGGAGGAGGAGGGCGCCGAAGGCGCGAAAAGGCGCGCAGGCGCGCUGCGCGGAGCGGGCUCGCCGCCGCCCACGUCACCGCGCCGCGCGCACGUCACGCCGGCCCGACGCUCGGCCAGGGAAAGUCAUUUUCUUCUCUGGAGGGUGGACGUUUAUAGCAUCGAUUUCCCGGAUCUGGUAACAUGGCAAAAGAUGCUGGUCUAAUUGAAGCCAACGGAGAGCUCAAGGUCUUCAUAGACCAGAACCUGAGCCCGGGAAAAGGCGUGGUGUCUUUGGUGGCUGUUCACCCGUCCGCAGUGAACCCGCUGGGGAAGCAGCUCUUGCCGAAAACCUUCGGACAGUCCAAUGUCAACAUUGCCCAGCAAGUGGUCAUUGGCACGCCGCAGAGACCGGCAGCGUCAAACACUGUCGUGGUAGGAAGCCCACACACCCCCAACACUCACUUUGUCUCUCAGAGCCAGCCUUCCGACUCCUCACCUUGGUCCGCUGGGAAGCGCAACCGGAAGGGCGAGAAGAACGGCAAGGGCCUGCGGCACUUCUCCAUGAAGGUCUGCGAGAAGGUGCAGCGGAAGGGAACCACGUCCUAUAACGAGGUGGCGGACGAGCUGGUGGCCGAGUUCAGCGCCGCCGACAACCACAUCCUGCCGAACGAAUCGGCCUACGACCAGAAGAACAUACGGCGGCGGGUCUACGAUGCCCUGAACGUGCUCAUGGCCAUGAACAUCAUCUCCAAGGAGAAGAAGGAGAUCCGGUGGAUCGGCCUGCCCACCAACUCGGCUCAGGAAUGCCAGAACCUGGAGGUGGAGAGACAGAGAAGACUUGAAAGAAUAAAACAGAAACAGUCUCAACUUCAAGAACUUAUUCUGCAGCAAAUCGCCUUCAAGAACCUGGUGCAGAGGAACCGGCACGCAGAGCAGCAGGCCAGCCGGCCGCCCCCACCCAACUCAGUCAUCCACCUGCCCUUCAUCAUCGUCAACACCAGCAAGAAGACCGUCAUCGACUGCAGCAUCUCCAAUGACAAGUUCGAGUACCUGUUCAACUUCGACAACACGUUUGAGAUCCACGACGACAUCGAGGUGCUGAAGCGGAUGGGGAUGGCCUGUGGGCUGGAGUCGGGCAGCUGCUCUGCGGACGACCUCAAAGUGGCAAGAAGCUUGGUACCGAAAGCUCUGGAGCCAUAUGUGACAGAGAUGGCUCAGGGGUCCAUCGGCGGGGUCUUCCUCACGACGGCGGGUUCCACGUCCAACGGCACGAGGCUGUCCGCCAGUGACCUGAGCAACGGCGCGGACGGGACGCUGGCCACCAGCUCCAACGGGUCCCAGUACAGCGGCUCCAGGGUGGAGACCCCGGUGUCCUACGUCGGGGAGGACGAGGACGACGACGACGACUUCAACGAGAACGAGGAGGACUGACGUCCCCGCGGCGUCCCCGCGGCCUCCAGCCCCAGCUGCCGGAGAAGCUGUUGAGGGAAGAGACACUUUUUUAACGUGGUUUUUGUUUCUUUUUGGCGACUCCCGAGAAGACGCCGGCGAGCUGCUGGCCUGGGGACGCUGCUGCGGCGCGGGGACGCGUGUCGCCGGCCCGCCGCCCGGAGCCCCUCCCUGCCCCUUCGCUUUCGUGUUUUCAUUUUCUCCCUUUUUUUGUUUUAAACUCAGAGUUCAUGUUUGCCUCUUAACAAUUCUUGCUGAGUUUGCUGAGUUGGCGCCGCCCGGCGCGCCCAGAACCGCGCAGACGGCGGAGCUCCGCGCCCAGACGGUGCGCAGCGUGCGUUCUUUUGCGACUUUAUUUCCCCUUAAAUUAUAUUGACUGCUGAGAUUCCAUCCAGUUCAUACACCUUUUCCCCUCUACAUUGCAGCAACCAAUUGCAAAGCGCUUCUUUGGUUUGUUUUUGUUCGGUUUGGUAAGAGCCUGCGCCACGCUGGCGCAGCUGCGGGGACGGGAAGGCUUGGAGUGGUUAUUGCUUAUGGUAAAUUUGCCUGAUUUCUUACAGGCAGCGUUUGGAAACUUUUUAUUAUAUAGUUGUUUACAUGCUUAUGAGUCUAUCAUUUAAAGACAUGUACCGAAACAAACGUUGUAUUUGUUUCGCAAGCAUCUUCCUGUAAUCUAUUAUAAAGUUGAAAUUAAAUAUAGAGAAUGUUUUAACAGUUUUUUAACUCAAAAUUUGUCAAUCAUUUUUAAUAGUUCUUUUUUUAUAAAAAGGAAAAGGAAUUUAAGGACAGGCAGUCGUCUCUGUUAAAAUUUAUUCACAAAAACCAUUAACUGCACAGUUGCUGUUGGCUGCCUGUUCUAAAACGAUAGUCUUUUUAUUGAAACACAAAUAAACUUUUCUGUAAUAUUUUAUGGAAUAUAAAGAGACUUUAAUUGUUUGACUUGUUUAACUUGGCACUGUUAGUUUUUAUUAAUAAAACGCGCAUGGGCAUUUUAAACAA